Nerophis lumbriciformis (worm pipefish) is the source of this 993-nucleotide messenger RNA. The record is from RefSeq and is a predicted model, not a curated record. Lineage: Eukaryota; Metazoa; Chordata; Actinopteri; Syngnathiformes; Syngnathidae.
AUGACAUGGACCGAGGUGCAGGACACGCUCCGCGGGGCCGAGACGCCUCUCUUUUGGGUCGGCGCCUUCGUGGUGGCCUCGCUGUUUCUCUGGAUCAUCUACCGGCUCGUCUCCGGCUUCAUAGUGUGGGUGCUGGGCAACGGGCAGCUCAUCUCCCCUCGGCUAGGCAAGUGGGCAGUUGUGACAGGAGCCACCGAUGGAAUCGGGAAAUCCUAUGCGGAGGAGCUUGCUCGUCGAGGGUUUGCCAUUGUGUUGAUCAGCCGUUCCCAGCACAAGUUGGAUGAUGUGGCCAGGUCACUUGAGGACCAAUUUGGAGUGGAGACAAAGAUCAUUGUCGCAGACUUCGGCAAGACCAACAUCUACCCGUCCAUUGAGGCAGGCUUGUCUGGCUUGGAGAUUGGUGUUCUAGUAAAUAAUGUUGGCGUGUCCUAUCCGUACCCUGAGUACUACCUCCAUAUACCUGAUCUGGACAAUUUUAUCACCAAUAUGAUUAAUGUUAACAUGACAUCGGUAUGCCAGAUGACCCGCCUGGUGCUGCCCAGAAUGGCUGACAGAUCCAAAGGUGUGAUCCUCAACAUCUCCUCAGCCAGUGGCAUGUAUCCACUCCCUCUGCUCACCAUCUACUCCGCCACAAAGGCUUUUGUAGAUUUCUUCUCCCGCGGCCUCCAGGAAGAGUACAGGCGUCAGGGUAUCAUCAUCCAGAGUGUACUGCCCUUCUUCGUGGCCACCAAGAUGACUCGCAUCAGAAAACCUACCCUGGAUAAACCCACACCAGAGCGCUACGUGUCCGCCGAGCUCAACACAGUGGGCCUGCAAAGUCAGACCAAUGGGUACUUCCCACACGCAGUCAUGGGCUGGGUGACCACCAAGCUGGUGCCCAUCAGCAUUGUAAUCUUCCUGGGCGCGCGCAUGAACCGCCUCCAGCGCACAGGAUACUUAAACAGGAGGAAGCUGCGCGAGCAAAAGAAUGGAACUGGCUUGAAGACUGACUAA